UGCUGUUCAUGGAAAGCGGCUUCUCCCAGGCCAGCUGCUGGCCGCGGGUCGGGGGCCGCAGGAAAGGUCUCGCGUGCGUCCUAAGGCGGAGUCGGCUCGAGGGGCAGCUCGAUUGUCUUGGGAUUCUGCGGCGGAGACCCGAAGUUUCAGCAGCCGGCGGUUGAAUUGCUUAUUUUCUGGGGACAAAUCUUAGCUGCUUUGGCCUUAUCUUUUCCACCCAGAAUGGAGCAUGGGACUCAGCUGUUGGUUCCUGAAUGACGGGACCUUUCGAUCAAAAAAUGGAGAAAAAACGUAGAAAGAAAUGAGCCUUCCUAGGCUUUAUUUGAAAAGACCAUGAAGGCAAGACUUUUACUUAUCUUGGACAAAACCAUUAGACUGUCCAGUUGAGCAGCACUUAGAAAGGCACAGUUUUCGGAAACCAAAAGGAAAAAAAGAACUGAUUAAUGGCGAAGCAUCGGGUUAAUUGAAUUAAUGGAAUUUGGGCGAUGAAAUCAUAUUCUUUGUUGACCAUGAGGCUUACGAACAUCUGGUUGUUCCUGACUGCGAUCUUGCUCUGUGGCAGACACCACUUGGGGACCAGGCUGGGGAAUUCUUCUCACGAGAGCCCCCAGUGUCCUGAAUGCCCUCGUCAUAUGCUGAAAGUAGAAUUUUCAUCAACAGUAGUGGAACAUGAAUACAUCGUGGCAUUCCAUGGCUACUUCUCAGCCCAGGCAAGAAGCAAAUUUAUUUCCUGGGCUCUGAAGAACAGCGACAUCGAGAAUUGGAGGAUUGUGCCCCGGAACAACCCAGCCAGCGACUACCCGAGUGAUUUUGAGGUGAUCCAGAUCAACGAGAAACAGAAAGAUGGCGUGCGGACACUGGAAGACCAUCCCAAUAUCAAGCGAGUUACCCCCCAAAGAAAAGUCUUUCGCUCACUCAAGUACACUGAAAUUGAUCCAGCAUUUCCGUGCAAUGAAACCCGAUGGACCCAAAAGUGGCAGUCCUCUCGUCCUCUCAGAAGAGCGAGUUUGUCGCUGGGCUCUGGAUUUUGGCAUGCGACUGGCAGGCACUCGAGUAGGCGUUUGCUGAGAGCUAUACCCCGACAAGUUGCUCAGACGCUUCAGGCAGAUGUGCUCUGGCAAAUGGGUUUUUCAGGAGCUGGAGUACGAGUAGCUGUAUUUGACACUGGACUGAGUGAGAAACAUCCGCACUUCAAGAAUGUAAAAGAGAGAACCAACUGGACGAACGAGAGAACCUUGGACGAUGGCCUGGGCCACGGGACUUUUGUCGCAGGCGUGAUAGCUAGCAUGAGAGAAUGCCAAGGGUUUGCACCAGACUCAGAGCUCCACAUAUUUCGAGUUUUCACUAACAACCAGGUCUCGUAUACGUCUUGGUUUCUGGAUGCCUUUAAUUAUGCCAUCUUAAAGAAGAUAGAUGUCUUAAACCUCAGUAUUGGGGGCCCAGACUUCAUGGAUCAUCCUUUUGUUGACAAGGUUUGGGAGCUGACGGCAAACAAUGUUAUCAUGGUCUCUGCUAUUGGAAACGAUGGCCCAUUGUAUGGAACUCUCAACAACCCUGCUGACCAAAUGGAUGUAAUUGGGGUUGGCGGCAUUGACUUUGAAGAUAAUAUAGCACGGUUUUCAUCCAGGGGAAUGACCACUUGGGAAUUGCCUGGAGGUUACGGUCGAGUCAAGCCAGAUAUAGUCACCUAUGGCUCCGGAGUGAGAGGGUCUGGUAUGAAAGGUGGGUGCCGCUCCCUCUCCGGGACCAGCGUGGCCUCCCCAGUCGUGGCAGGUGCUGUCACUCUGCUAGUAAGCACAGUUCAGAAGCGUGAAAUGGUGAAUCCAGCUAGUAUGAAACAGGCUCUGAUUGCAUCAGCACGCCGGCUUCCUGGAGUCAACAUGUUUGAGCAAGGCCAUGGUAAACUGGAUCUACUCAGGGCUUACCAGAUUCUCAACAGCUAUAAGCCCCAGGCCAGUCUAAGUCCAAGCUAUGUCGACUUGACAGAAUGUCCCUACAUGUGGCCCUAUUGUUCCCAGCCGAUCUAUUAUGGAGGCAUGCCAACGAUUGUGAACGUCACCAUCCUUAAUGGAAUGGGAGUCACUGGAAGAAUCGUAGACAAGCCUGACUGGCAGCCUUAUCUACCGCAGAAUGGAGAUUACAUCGAGGUGGCUUUCUCCUAUUCCCCUGUUUUGUGGCCUUGGUCAGGGUACCUAGCGAUCUCCAUCUCCGCAGCCAAGAAAGCAGCCUCCUGGGAGGGCAUCGCCCAAGGACACGUCAUGAUCACGGUCUCUUCCCCUGCAGAAAACGACUUGAAAGCUGGUGCCGACCAGACUUCAACAGUGAAACUCCCCAUAAAAGUGAAAGUGAUCCCGACUCCCCCUCGGAGCAAGCGAGUCCUGUGGGAUCAGUAUCACAAUCUUCGCUAUCCACCUGGGUAUUUCCCAAGGGAUAAUUUGAGGAUGAAGAACGAUCCCUUAGAUUGGAAUGGUGAUCACAUUCAUACAAACUUCAGAGAUAUGUACCAGCAUCUGAGAAGCAUGGGCUAUUUUGUUGAAGUUCUGGGCUCCCCAUUUACGUGUUUUGAUGCCAGUCAGUAUGGGACCUUAUUGAUGGUGGACAGCGAGGAAGAGUAUUUUCCUGAAGAAAUCACUAAGCUGAGGAGGGACAUUGAUAAUGGUCUGUCCCUCAUAGUCUUCAGCGACUGGUACAACACAUCAGUGAUGAGAAAGGUCAAGUUUUAUGAUGAGAAUACAAGGCAGUGGUGGAUGCCUGAUACUGGAGGAGCCAAUAUCCCAGCUCUGAAUGAUCUUCUCUCUGUUUGGGGCAUGGCUUUUAGUGACGGGUUGUACGAAGGGGAUUUUACCAUGGCGAGCCAUGAAAUGAACUAUGCUUCGGGUUGCAGUAUUGCAAAGUUUCCAGAAGAUGGCGUGGUAAUCGCACAGACUUUUAAGGAUCAAGGUCUUGAAGUUUUAAAGCAGGAGUCAGCGAUAAUCGAAAACGUCCCCAUUUUGGGUCUCUACCAAGUUCCAUCAGAAGGAGGAGGCAGGAUAGUUUUGUACGGUGACUCGAACUGCUUGGAUGACAGUCACAGGCAAAAAGAUUGCUUUUGGCUGCUGGAUUCUCUUCUUCAGUACACGUCCUACGGAGUAAUGCCCCCGAGCCUCAGUCAUUCAGAAAACAGACAGCGGCCCCCAACGGGCGCAGGGUAUUCGCUUCCUGAGCGAAUGGAAGGAAACCAUCUUCACCGAUAUUCGAAAGUGCUCGAAGCUCACCUGGGGGACCCCAAGCCCCGCUCCCUUCCAGCGUGUCCUCACUUGUCUUGGGCCAAGCCACAGCCUCUGAAUGAAACAGCUCCCAGCAACCUUUGGAAACAUCAGAAAUUAUUAUCUAUCGACCUAGACAAAGUGGCUUUGCCAAGCUUCCGUCAGAGCCGGCCCCAAGUAAGGCCGUUGUCUCCGGGAGAAAGUGGAGCGUGGGAUAUUCCAGGGGGGAUAAUGCCCGGACGCUACAACCAGGACGUGGGAGGGUCAAUCCCUGUCUUUGCAUUCCUCGGUGCCAUGGUGGUCCUGGCGUUCUUUGUGGUGCAGAUCAAAGCUAAGAGCAGACCAAAGAGAAGGAAGCCGAGAGUCAAGCGGCCACAAAUUAUUCAACAGGGCCACCCACCAAAGACGCCUUCUGUUUGACUGCAGUUGCCAAAGAUGACCUUAUCUCGUUGGCUGCUUUAUGGAAUCGUGAUCACUACCAAUAAGGAUAAUCGAUGAAUACCUGGCCGUUAGUUGACUGAUUCGUGCCACUUUGUCUUGUUGUCUUUGGUUCCUCUUAAUCAAGAACUCAUCAGAUCAUCUACAGAUUAUGAAAACUAUUUUUUUUCCUGUAACUGAACUCAACCAAAGGCUGGAGUACUAUUUAAACGGAGCUGCUCUGUUUCUGUGUGUCUCAAGAACGGGGGGAAAGGAUCUCUUUCUUUCUCUCUCUCUCUCUCUUUUUCCUUUUAUUUUAAACUGACCAAACCUUCUUCGUUAGAGGCUGUUUUCUAUAUUUAUUUUAGGAGGGGCAAGGAGAAGAAUCCCUUCAAGGCCCUCAGCUCUCUGAUGGCAGAACCAUUUUUCUGAAUGGAAUGCAGUUUUCUAAAGCGAUAUAUAUUAUAUUAUAAAGAGGAAUCGAAUUUGCAGCAUCCUCCUGUAAAGGAUGAGAGAGAAACUGACACUCGUGGGAAGCAGGAACAAAUCAGCGAGGUGUAAUCCUUCCAUUUAUUUUUAUAAAGCAACUUACCAUGACAUUUUGUAAUUUU
Gekko japonicus is the source of this 4273-nucleotide messenger RNA. RefSeq names its product membrane bound transcription factor peptidase, site 1 (gene MBTPS1). Gene Ontology annotation, cellular component: Golgi apparatus. Lineage: Eukaryota; Metazoa; Chordata; Lepidosauria; Squamata; Gekkonidae. The transcript has 23 exons. Gene Ontology annotation, molecular function: serine-type endopeptidase activity. Bases 486 to 3665 code for a protein of 1059 amino acids. Gene Ontology annotation, biological process: proteolysis. The record is from RefSeq and is a predicted model, not a curated record.